AUGCCUCACAAGCACAAGAGGCGCGAGCGGGACGAUACCCAAUUCGACCUUCCGCCGUCCGUGAUCGCAAAGCCUCUUCCCGUGCGUGAGCAGCAGCCCAAGCCCAACACCGGCAAGAAACAACCGCAAGAUGAUGGCAAGAAGGCAGCGGCUCCAGCAGCUAGCCGCCGCAAGGGCGCCAAAGAAGAUGACACCCCGCGAGCCUUCCGACACUUGAUGCAAUACCAGACCACUGGUCGCCGGGCGCCCUCGGGACUCGAGACAGGCGAGAAGAAAUCUAAUAACAAAAAGCGGAAGCGCGAGAACGCAGAUUCCAAGAAUGAGUUGAACAAGAGACCGACAAAGCCCGCAAAGACGCUCUCUGAGCAAAAUGAGUCAAGUGGCAAGGACGCGAAACAGGCGCUGCCGAAAAUCUUGCCUGGCGAGAAGCUGUCCGAUUUUGCCGCGCGUGUUGACCGUGCUCUCCCGCUUUCUGCGAUGACCAAGUCAUCGACAAAGCCCGGUUCAUCUAAGGAGCGCGAUCACAAGAUGACCAAGCACGAAAAGCAUCUACGACGAUUGCAGGCCGGUUGGCGUGAGGAGGAGGCAAAAAUCCGAGAGAAGGAACAGGAGGAGCGGGAAGAGCGAGAGGAAGAAAUGGAAGAGCAAUUGGAACUGCUGAGGCAGUGGGACUUGGAGAGACGAGGUGGCAAAGCUAAGAAGAAAGGAGCGGUGCCUAAGAAAAAGAGGUCUGGUAACAUUGGGGAUGUCGACGAUGACCCUGACCCUUGGGCCAAGCUGAAGAAGCGAGACAAGGAAAGCCAGGCCAAUCCCUUCGAUGUUGCUCGGGAGCCGCCGCAGUUGAAAAAGCCCCGCGAAAUUUUCAAGGUGCGUGGUGGUGCGAAGGUUGACGUUGCCAACGUUCCCAACGCCGUUGGUAGUUUGCGACGAAGAGAGGAAUUGGCUAGUGAGCGAAGGAAUAUUGUGGAGGAAUAUCGGCGACUGAUGGCCGCCAAGCGGCAGUGA
Messenger RNA from Penicillium argentinense, 1005 nucleotides. RefSeq lists its product as uncharacterized. The transcript has 2 exons. The coding region runs from base 1 to 1005 and encodes 334 amino acids. The record is from RefSeq and is a predicted model, not a curated record. Lineage: Eukaryota; Fungi; Ascomycota; Eurotiomycetes; Eurotiales; Aspergillaceae.